GAGAUGAUAUGUCUGAAUAAAGGAUUCAGUAUCAGAAACUAGAGCAACAGAAGGGCUCCUUAAUUUGUUUGGUUAUUACUUUUGAUAUUCACCUUGUAUUUGUGGCUUCUAUCAUCAUCGAUCACCAUCAUCAUCAUGGCUUCAUCAAACAGAAACUGGCCUAGUAUGUUCAAGUCCAAGCCCUGCAACAGUCACCCUCGCCAAUGGCAGCAUGACAUCAACCCAAAUCUCAUCUCAAAUGACUGCCACCGACCACCUUACACUACAGUUCCUGGUUGUGAAGAACGUAGCCCAGAGCCAAAGCCAAGAUGGAACCCGAAACCUGAGCAGAUCCGCAUACUCGAAGCGAUCUUCAACUCUGGCAUGGUUAAUCCUCCAAGGGACGAGAUAAGGAGAAUCAGAGCUCAAUUACAAGAGUAUGGGCAAGUCGGCGAUGCCAAUGUCUUUUACUGGUUCCAAAACAGAAAGUCAAGAAGCAAACACAAACUUCGCCACCUCCCAAACUCAAAACAAUCCCAACAAACCAAUCAAAAUCCUCAAAUCACCUCAGUUGCCUCUAACAUUGUAGCUCCUUCUUCUUCAUCGUCUUCCAAUGAGAAAUCCUCUCCAAAAGGGUCUAGUAAGACUCUCUCUUUGAGUUCCCCAACUGGUGUCGAUGUGUCCAGUACUUCUCCAUCUGGAUCAGUGAACCGGACCUAUUUUCAAGCCCAUAACGAGCUCAUGACCGAACCCUUUUUCUUUCCAAUCCAACAGACUGUUGGAGAAACAAGUUUAACACAAGGGUUUGGCUUCCCUGAGCAUUCAAAUGCGGUUCAGAUUCAUCAUCCACAACUUGGGCCUUCCACUAGUCUUUUGCUUAGUGAAAUAAUGAACCAUGGAGCUACAAAGAAAGAGCAAGAAGAGGCAUUGAAGAUCCAGCCACAGCUCAAUCACUCUAUGACCACUCUUCCUAGUACUCUAAGUAUUGCUCCCUCUCCUCUUCCUAACACCACCGCUACUUCUACUAUCCCAUCUACCAUCAACCAAAUUCAAGGUCUUGAAGAAUCAGCUGGUCCAGUGGCCCCAGCCGGUGCUGCAACGCCAAGGUCAACGGUGUUCAUCAACGAUGUGGCUUUUGAGGUGGCCAUGGGACCCUUCAAUGUCCGUGCGGCUUUUGGUGAAGACGCUGUCUUGGUUAACUCCUCCGGUCAGCCUGUUCUCACCAACGAGUGGGGUGUCACACUCCAGUCCCUUCACCAUGGCGCAUUUUACUAUCUGAUUUAGAAGUGUGGAAGCGGAAGAUAACUGGGUCCUGUGCUUAGUGUCUCAGUUACAUGAUCUUCUCUCUCUCUCUCUCUCUCUCUCUCUCUCUCAUCUUUAGGGUUUCCUUAAGACGUACAGGCUUUCAGUUUAAUGGCUCUAUGAUAUGGGUAUUUUGAAAAGUACUUUCAGACGAAUGUAAUUUCCUUUUCUUUUCAAAGCAAAUAUAAUUGCUUCCAUGUUAACGUUCUAGCACUUUUCUUAUUCGCCAUGGCAACAACAUCUCGAUAAUGGAUUUCACAAUAAUCCACAGAUUUAAAUGCACACAUGUGGGUGAUUGAUGUAAUGACUGUUUAUGUGAAUUCAUAUCCAA
Mangifera indica (mango) is the source of this 1612-nucleotide messenger RNA. Its product is annotated as WUSCHEL-related homeobox 9-like. The transcript is spliced from 4 exons. The coding region runs from base 136 to 1263 and encodes 375 amino acids. The record is from RefSeq and is a predicted model, not a curated record. Gene Ontology annotation, biological process: regulation of developmental process. NCBI's taxonomy places the organism in Eukaryota, Viridiplantae, Streptophyta, Magnoliopsida, Sapindales, Anacardiaceae. Gene Ontology annotation, molecular function: DNA binding; DNA-binding transcription factor activity.